CCGCGCAUACGCGCCCGCCCCGCGGCCUCCCUCCGCGCUUCCGCCCGUCCGGGGACCGACAACAAUGAGCGCUCCGGUGCCCGGGGCGGGCCAUGGCGGUGAACUACGCGGCCGGGCUCUCGCCCUACUCGGAUAAAGGCAAAUGCGGCCUCCCCGAGAUCUUUGACCCACCGGAGGAGCUGGAGAGGAAGGUGCGCGAGCUGGCGGACUUGAUAAGGAGCUCCUCCAACGUGGUGUUCCACACCGGGGCCGGGAUCAGCACCGCCUCGGGGAUCCCCGACUUCAGGGGGCCCAAUGGCGUCUGGACCAUGGAAGAGAAGGGGCUCUCCCCAAAAUUCGACACCACCUUUGAGAACGCCCGGCCCUCCAAGACUCACAUGGCGCUGCUGGGGCUGCAGAGGGUCGGCAUCCUGAAAUUCCUGGUCAGCCAGAACGUGGACGGCCUUCACGUGCGCUCGGGAUUCCCAAGGUACUGCCUCCACGUCCCUCGUGUCUGUCCCCGCUGCGUGGCG
Molecule: messenger RNA, 512 nt
Organism: Oxyura jamaicensis (ruddy duck)
Lineage: Eukaryota; Metazoa; Chordata; Aves; Anseriformes; Anatidae
Product: NAD-dependent protein deacetylase sirtuin-6-like
Exons: 3
Molecular function (GO): NAD+ binding
Source: RefSeq, a predicted model, not a curated record